GCGGCCUUGACCAUGACCCGGCUGAUGUUGGGUCGAACCCUGGAGCGGAUCUGCAAGGCCGUCCUGCUGCUGUGCACGGUGCACUUCCUCAUCAUGAUGAUCCUCUACUUCGACGUGUACAGCCAGCGCUUCGACAUCUUCAGCCGCUUCAACAACGGCCGCAACGCCUCGCGGGCGCACCACUACUACUACAACCUGUCCCGGCCCAACAGCACCUUCCCCAGCUACCUGGCCACCGCCGACCAGCUGCUGCCCAGCGGCCGGCCCGAGGCCAACCACACGCCCACCGCCAAGCCGGUGCCGCCCUGCCCCGAGUCGCCGCCCGGCCUGGUCGGCCGUCUGCACAUCGAGUUCAGCUCCCUGAUGACGCUGGAGCGGGUGCAGAGGGAGAACCCCAGCGUGACGGAGGGGGGCAGGUACACCCCCCCGGACUGCCGGGCCAAGCAGAAGGUAGCCAUCAUCAUCCCCUUCCGCCAUCGGGACAACCACCUCAAGUACUGGCUGCACUACCUGCACCCCAUCCUCCGUCGACAGAAGAUUGACUACGGCAUCUUCAUCAUUAACCAGCUGGGAGAGGACACCUUCAACAGGGCCAAGCUGCUGAACAUCGGCUACAAGGAGGCGCUGAAGGAGGCGGAGUACGACUGCUUCAUCUUCAGCGACGUGGACCUGAUCCCCAUGGACGACCGCAACCUGUACCACUGCUACGAUCAGCCGCGACACUUCGCCAUCGCCAUGGACAAGUUCGGCUUCAGGCUGCCCUACGCGGGGUAUUUCGGAGGCGUCUCUGGACUGAGUAAAAAACAGUUCCUGAAAAUCAACGGCUUCCCCAACGAGUACUGGGGCUGGGGGGGAGAGGACGACGACAUUUACAACAGGAUCACGCUCAACGGCAUGAAGGUGUCCCGGCCGGACGUGCUGAUUGGACGCUACAGGAUGAUCAAGCACGAGAGAGACAAGCACAAUGAGCCCAACCCACAGAGGUUCAAUAAAAUCCAGAACACCAAGAACACCAUGAAGAAGGACGGCAUCAGCUCCCUGACGUACCGGGUGGUGCAAGUGAAGAAGUACCCUCUCUACACCAACAUCUCUGUGGAGAUCGGCAAGCCCCCGCCCCGGCCUAUCAGGGGAUAG
Messenger RNA from Conger conger (European conger), 1134 nucleotides. It is a transcript of the gene b4galt2, whose product is annotated as UDP-Gal:betaGlcNAc beta 1,4- galactosyltransferase, polypeptide 2. Gene Ontology annotation, molecular function: glycosyltransferase activity. Lineage: Eukaryota; Metazoa; Chordata; Actinopteri; Anguilliformes; Congridae. Gene Ontology annotation, biological process: carbohydrate metabolic process. The transcript has 6 exons. Bases 13 to 1134 code for a protein of 373 amino acids. The record is from RefSeq and is a predicted model, not a curated record.